Rana temporaria (common frog) is the source of this 1269-nucleotide messenger RNA. Its product is annotated as E3 ubiquitin/ISG15 ligase TRIM25-like. The transcript is spliced from 4 exons. Gene Ontology annotation, molecular function: protein binding. The record is from RefSeq and is a predicted model, not a curated record. NCBI's taxonomy places the organism in Eukaryota, Metazoa, Chordata, Amphibia, Anura, Ranidae. The coding region runs from base 1 to 1269 and encodes 422 amino acids.
AUGGCGUUCUCUGAUGCGAGGAAGGAGCUGGACUGUUCCAUCUGUCUGAACAUUUAUACCAAUCCUGUGACACUGAGAUGUGGACACAACUUCUGCCAGGACUGUAUAGAAGGUGUUCUGGAUACACAGGAGGGGUCCGGAGUUUAUUGCUGUCCUGAAUGCCGAGGAGAGUCCCAGGGGCGGCCUGAACUUAUCAGGAACAUUACACUGCGCAACAUAAUAGAGAGAUUCCGAUCUACGGAGCCAGAGAAGGAGGAGGAGAGCCAGAUCCUCUGUACGCAAUGUAUUCACUCUCCUGUACCCGCUGUUAAAUCUUGUCUGAUGUGUGAAGCUUCUCUGUGUGACGACCAUCUGAGAAUCCACAGCAAGCUGCAUGGAGACCAUCAGGAACACCAGGUGGAGGCUCUGGAGGAGGCCUCUGAGAAGAGGAAGGAGAACCUGACCAAUGCUCUGCAGAAGUUGGUGAAAAAGAGAGAGGAGAUGGAGGAAAGCAUCAAGAAUCUGCAGAAGUACAAGAGAAAAGUACAAGACGGUGCAGACAGUGUAACCAAGAGAGUCACCGCCAUAUUCAGAGACAUCAGGAGACAACUGGACAUCCUGGAGAGGAGAGUUCUUAAUAAGAUAUCCAGGCAGGUAGAGAAAGUCUCAUUCCCAGCCUCUGAUUUAAUUCAGGAGCUGGAGAUAAAGAAGGACGAUCUGUCCAGGAAGAUUCGUCACAUCGAGGAGAUAUGUAACAUGACGGAUCCACUGACUUUCCUACAGGAAUCAGACACAGGAUUAUCUGAUAUAAUAACAGGGAUUAUACCGGUACCUGCAGAAAUAUUACUGGAUUUAGACACGGCAAAUAAUUAUCUAAAUAUCUCGGAUGAUAGGAAGACCGCACACAUGACAAAUAAAAACCUAAAUUGGCCUGUUACAGAAAAGAGAUUUCAGGACUACCAAGUAGUAAAUGGCAGUAUUUAUAAUUAUAAUCUCCGCGGAUAUGUUCCACAAUACAAGGAUGUGAUGUCUCCUCAGGUGAUGAGCAGUCAGAGUUUCUCCUCAGGGAGACAUUACUGGGAUGUGGAUGUUGGGGGAUCGUCACACUGGAGAGUCGGGAUGUGUUACCCCAGUAUAGAGAGGACAGGAGAAGCGUCAGAGAUUGGAUGUAAUGAGAAGUCCUGGUGUCUGGAGAGGAACGGUGAUCUGUUAUGGAAACAUAACAAACAAUCAGAUAUAUUGGCCAACAUCCCAAUGCACAGAGUCAGGCACAUCUUGCAGCAAGAAUGA